UAUUCCUAUACAUGAACAUUGCCAAGGCAUCGUUACAAUUAAAAAAACUGAAUUAUACCUGUACUGUUCAAAUAUUUUGUUUUACCAAACAGGCAAACACCACAUGCUAGAUGGGGCCUUCAAAUAUGAUAAUGCAACUACUAAAUUUUAAAAAAUGUACAAGCUAUUACUCUAAUUAAUGAUUUAGUGCAAACUGCCACUUUUAGAAAAAUGAACAAGCAAAUAUGAUAAUGCAACUCCGAAGUAAGGAAAUUGGACAAAUAUUUAAAAACGGUCGGAAAUAAAAAGUGGACCAAGCAUUAAAAAAUAAAGACAGUACAUGUUAAAUAAUAUAUAUAUAUACACUACAAUGUUAUUAAAAUAUACCCCAUAGUUUACAAACUCCAAAGAAAAAAAAAAUAAUUAGAUGGAGGAAAAACAGCUAAAUAUAUUGAUGUAUCCUUGGAUAGCCAUGGGACAUAUAACUCCAUAUUUUCAUUUAGCAAUCAAACUUACUGAAAGAGGCCACAAAGUCACUCUCUUGCUCCCUAACAAGGCUAAACUUCAACUACAAUCCUUAAACCACAAUUAUUCACCCCUUUUGACCUUUCACACAAUCACCAUUCCUCAGGUUGAUCCCCUUCCUCCGGGGACCGAAACCGCCUCCGAUGUCCCCUUCCACCUCCACACCCACCUCGCCACCGCUUUUGACCUCACUCGUCCUCAGGUUGGGUCAAUUGUCUCUACCCUACAACCCGACCUUGUCUUUUAUGACUUUGCACAUUGGGUCCCGGAGGUUGUAUCCCCCGGGACCAAGUAUGUGGUCUAUGUUGUGGUUUCUUCUGCGGCCUUGGCCUUUGGUAUGGUCCCGUCUAGGGACCCACCAAAGGACAGGGCCGCAAUUGAGGAAGACAAUUGUGUUGUCAAUGUACCUCAUGGUUACCCUUCAACUAAGGUUGUCUUGGAGCCGAGGAGGAUGCUAGGCUUGUACGUGCCUUUGGGUGAAGGGCUCACUUUGUAUGAUCGAGUCACCACCGCGUUAAAACGUAGUCAUGUCAUUGCUAUCCGUACUUGCCAAGAGACCGAAGGUAAGUAUUGUGAUUACUUAUCUAGCCAGUAUAAUAACAAGCCUGUCCUCUUCUCGGGUCCAGUCCUCCCGGACCCCGAGAUAGAGGGAGAGUUGGAGGGUCAUUGGGCUAAAUGGCUCAACCAAUUUCGCCCCAACUCAUUGGUAUACUGCUCCUUUGGAAGUCAAUUUGUCCUUGAGGUGGCACAAUUCCAAGAACUCCUCCUCGGGUUGGAAAUGACAAAUUUACCCUUUUUAGUAGCCGUCAAGCCCCCCACAGGUUGUGCUACCGUGGAGGAAGCGUUCCCAGAGGGAUUCGUCGCGAGGACUAAGGAACGAGGCGUGGUCACGGGAGAAUGGGUGCAGCAAAGACUAAUACUAAAUCACGCGUCGGUUGGGUGCUUUGUGAGUCAUUGUGGGUUCGGGAGUAUGUGGGAGUCUUUGUUGAGUGAAAAUCAGAUAGUGUUAAUACCACAACUUGAAGACCAAGUCUUAAACACUAAGAUAAUGGUUGAGGAAUUGAAAGUGGCUGUGGAAGUUGAAAAAGGAGAGGAUGGAUCAUGGGUUUCAAAAGAGAGUUUUUGUAACGCAAUUAAAUGUGUGAUGGAUGAUGGUAGUGAAAUUGGUGGGUUAAUAAAGAAAAAUCACAUGUUAUGGAGGCAAAUAUUAGGUGAUCCAAAGUUCAUGAGUGGUUACAUUGACAAAUUCAUCAAGGAUUUGCAAGGUCUUGUUGGUUGACCUUUAGUUGCUUGUUCUUUUGCAAUUAAAUACAUGUUUUAUGAUUAUUAUGAAUCAAUAAGCUGUGUUUUUACAUUAGAUUUAUGGUUCAAAUUCCUAUUCCUGCUUAUAAAUCUUGUGUUGUGAUCUUAUUUGAUUUUUUUUUUUUAAAAAAACCAUGUUUUUUCUUAUUUUUAAGAAAAAUGAUACAAGAACCUAAAAAGGGAAAUAUUAAAGAA
Molecule: messenger RNA, 2001 nt
Organism: Chenopodium quinoa (quinoa)
Lineage: Eukaryota; Viridiplantae; Streptophyta; Magnoliopsida; Caryophyllales; Amaranthaceae
Product: anthocyanidin 3-O-glucoside 2'''-O-xylosyltransferase-like
Exons: 1
Coding region: 407-1783 (458 amino acids)
Molecular function (GO): UDP-glycosyltransferase activity
Source: RefSeq, a predicted model, not a curated record